This is a messenger RNA of Diuraphis noxia (Russian wheat aphid), 1268 nucleotides long. It is a transcript of the gene Hydr2, whose product is annotated as abhydrolase domain-containing protein 2. Gene Ontology annotation, cellular component: sperm plasma membrane; sperm flagellum. Gene Ontology annotation, biological process: acylglycerol catabolic process; sperm capacitation; steroid hormone receptor signaling pathway. NCBI's taxonomy places the organism in Eukaryota, Metazoa, Arthropoda, Insecta, Hemiptera, Aphididae. Gene Ontology annotation, molecular function: acetylesterase activity; monoacylglycerol lipase activity. The record is from RefSeq and is a predicted model, not a curated record.
CGUCGUCGACAGAGAAGUCAGGACCCGUCGCGCGGACUGCUCAGAACGACGACGAUAACUCAUCCACACGUCGCGAAUACCGCUUUUCGGAAGACGUACUCGAACGUGUUCCCCGAUAAUUUCAGAAGCGCCGUGCACUAAGUCGGCGUUCCAUCGACACGAGAUCCUCUCCAUGUCGCUCUGCGUUUACUGGCGCCAACGUCACCACAACCACUGAUAGUAGUCGUAGGUGAUCUGAAGACAGCGGCCGCGGAACAUGUCUGUGGCCGUUUUGACUGCCAUUGCGGUAUUCAUCAUCGCCGUGUUUCGUAUGCUCAAUGUGUCCAGCCAACCUCAAAAACCAUCCUUCUUUUGCAGGGACAAACAGUUCCUCAACAGAGUCCUCAAAUUCGCACCCCAACUUGAGGAUCCUAUAGGUCACACCGAUGAUCUACAUGUAAUGCUUUGCAAUUUAUCAGAACAUUAUCCAAAUACUAAAAUUAUAAUUAUUGGAUAUAGUAUGGGUGGUAACUUGGUUACUAAAUACCUUGGAGAAUCUCGCCAUAACAGACCAAGUAGUGUUAUUGCUGGAGUAUCCAUAUGUCAACCAUAUGAUGCGUUGAAGGCAACUGGUGUUUUAUUACAUUGGCAAAACUUCCGGAGGCUUUAUUUAUACGCAUUAACUGAAGCAAUUAAAGCUUUAAUUUUGAAACAUAGAAGUAAACUAUUGGCAGAUGACAUUAAAGAACAAUAUUCAUUAAUUGAAAAAGAUAUAAUAUCUGCAGCUACAUUACCAGAACUCGAUGAUGCUUAUACCAGAAAAGUCAAUAAUUUUAAAAAUCUUCAUGAGUUUUAUCGAUGGUCAAGUUGCUUACAUUACAUAAAUAAUGUAAAAACGCCAAUGAUAUUUAUUAAUUCAAGAGAUGAUCCAUUGGUGCCAGAAGAUUUAUUAAUACCAAUUCAAAAUUUUGCAAAAUCAAAAGAUAAUAUAUUGUACAUGGAACUGAUGCACGGUGGUCACCUUGGAUUUUUUGAAGGAGGAUUUAUGUAUCCUAAUCCUAUAGCAUGGUUGGAUCGGACCUUAGUCACAUUGUUGCCGGGAAUCAGAGAACAUUGUCUCGAUGAUAUAAAAAAAACAGCAGUUUACUAAAUUCAUUAUUACAAGUGUAUGUAUAUGUAUAUAUACUAUGCUGUAAAUGGGAUUUUCAUCAUUAUUUAUUACACUACUAUUGAUAUAAUACUUGAUUUUAUAUGUAAUAGAUUAGAUAGUUGGUAGUUUCAUGAAAUUA